UGCCGUUCGCAGGGCCGUGCCUCGCUUUGCAAUGGAAAGUUUUCUCUGUGGUUUUGCCAUUGUCGAGUCAGGUGCACGGCGGACGUAGUCCGGAUCGCAGACCCUUUGGGUCAUCACUGCAGACCUUUAACCUUCCGUCGUAGACCUUCCAAGCUUGGCGAUUGACUCACAUCAUCAGCCUGGACCGCUCAUCCGACCGCUAAUCAGAAACCCGGCCGUUCGGCUCCCUUUCAUUUCUCUUGCCUUUCAGCAUCCUGCCCACGUCACAGCUCCAACAGAGUCGCAAGUGCCCAUGUCAGCCCAAGAACAGCAUCCGCAUGGCAGCCGGGCAGGUCUGGUCAACGCCCGACUGUCAGAUGAGGACCUGAUCAGCGUCAUCGCCGGUUUGGUGAUGCCGUCAACACCAGACUCGACUCAGCCCGAACGCCUUCCGAAGCGAAGAAAGCUGAGUAGGAUGUGGUCUCCGUUGCAAGAGAAGCAUUUCAAUAGCGCCCACAGCACCGGUCAGACUAUGAACGCAAAGCAAGGGAACGCAAGCGAGGUUACAAGCAGACUUGCUGUGGAUAUGCAACGGCUUUCCACGACUUGGUGCGCAGAACCGAAAGAGCGAAGGCAGGAGCCAACGCUGAGAAAGCGGAUCUCUGGUGGACUACUUAAGUCGCCACGCCUGGGCGUGAGGGAGCAUUCUGAACCAGCGAGAGAGUCCGUCUGCAGGUCUAGCUCCUCGCAAUGGCUGCUAGUGGACAAGGAUGGCGCAUUCUCAAAUGUGCCUGAUCAUCUCUCUUCGACGAGCCAGGAACGCUGUGGAGCCAAGGACGAGAAAGAGUGGUGCAUCAUCGACGCCUCUGAAUUUGGACCGAGCGAGCAGAGGCGCAGCAAAAGGCAAACCUCUACCAGAUCGACUCCGCUCGUCGUUCCGACAGUCAUGCUGACCUCUAGCUCGCAUGACUCGCUCUCGGAGGAGAAGACUUGCGACGCUCUCGAUACCUCAAGGUGGUACAUGUCCAACUACAACCCCUUGUCGGACCUCCUACAUCCCAGCGAAGCCACCUCGCCUCAUCCUCGGACCUACACGCGGGAAAUCGCCCGUGUGCCAAGGAAUGCGCAGGCAUGGGCAGAAUCGAACUCCAGCAAGCACGAUGAGCCCAGGCUAGCCGACUUUGGCGAUGGCGAGGUAUUUCUCCUUGGCACCCAACAUCCUCAACGGGCGCAGAGGUCAUCCGCGCGUGAGGACGAUGGGAAGCCGAGACGUCGUCGAGGGUCCAAAAGACGCGCGGCAGAAGGAGAGGUAACACUGUCAGGUAGCACUGGAAAGCCUGCUCUGGCGAGCUUAGCCUCCGCGAGUCGCGAGAAAGUGAGAAUUGAAGGAAGCGGACGCGGCAAUGCGGGGCAGGAUUCGAGCAAGCUCGAGAAUGAGCACGAACAGGCGAAAUUGCAAGCCACGCUUUCGGAGAGGGGCCGUCGUCGGAGGCACUAUGCGACGGAUCGAACAGUGCUCAGGAAACUCAACGACGAACGAGCCAUCCUAGGAAUUGGCAGGCCUGGUAUGUCAAAAGCCGACGAGAGCCAUAACAGGGGAGAUGGCUCGGCGCUUCUUACAACAGAGCAGGCGCGGCCGGUUAAUGAAGACCAUGUAUCUUCACCGCAAGCCCUCGAACAUGAAGCUACGUCGGGCCGCGAAAGGCAGCUAGAGCCUGCAAGCAGCAUGGUGCCGAUUCGCGAGUCUUCACUGCCUUCAGGCCCGCCUUCGUCAGACGGUGCAGCGUGAUCUACACGGCUUGCGCAAGACCGCGUCCAGCUACAUCAACUGCACACCUUUUGCACAUUGAUCUGCACCUUCUUAGUUGCGAUGCUGUCCUCGUUUCUCCCACGCUCCGGCGCACUCGUCACUUCAUGGAAAGGCAGAUAGGCUGGAAGCAGCAAAUGUUAAUCGCGAGAGCACUUUUGUUGUGUACAGGAUGCAAGGGUGACGUGUCGAUCAAACUUCAUUAGCAAAGCAGAGAGAGUGCUGUCGCUUGCGACGCAGCGGUCAUGGUGCGCCAUCAAGCUCCUGGCGCAAAGCGUCGCUUCUUUUUGGUGUUGAACACAGCCUUCAAGGCAGCCUCAGAAGGCCGUCCUCGUUCUUGCUGGCGAUUGGCAGAAGCGUUUCUUGCA
Messenger RNA from Ceraceosorus guamensis, 2154 nucleotides. RefSeq lists its product as hypothetical. The transcript has a single exon. Lineage: Eukaryota; Fungi; Basidiomycota; Exobasidiomycetes; Ceraceosorales; Ceraceosoraceae. The coding region runs from base 293 to 1768 and encodes 491 amino acids. The record is from RefSeq and is a predicted model, not a curated record.